GAUUUGACACUCUCCACCUAAGCUGACGACCCCUGCAAAGUUGGAGUUUCAAUUGACGUUUAUCAAAAGCGCCCGUGUUUCCACAAGCUGACACUAACGAAAAGGAAUCGUAAAUAUUGGUUAAUUAUAACCAUUUCAAGCUCAUUAGCUCAAAAACGGAGUAGGAAAAAGGACCUUGACGGCGGGGCACUAGUGGAUGCUGUUCAAUUCACCGUGUGGUGUCGAGGAGAGUGUGUACUGCGAGAGUGAUGCUGCGCUGCACGAUGACGGACGCUCAAAGAAGUUGAUCGAAGCAUCAGCAGCAAGAGCGCGUUGAGGAUAUUCUCACGUCCCGCCCCGUCUUCUCGUGUCGAUGCUGAGACGUCGCUGUAAGUGUGCUGAGAUCUACGAAGGAUUUGGAAACGCAUAUAAAAACUGCUGCGGAAUAUUGGGACAUCAUCACCACCGACCGUGCAAGAAUUGUGCUUAAAAAGUGGCUGAGAUGCCACAAACGAUCGAAGAACUGGAAGAGGAUGGAAGCAAAAAUAUGGUAUCGAACUUGCCGCUGUUAUUUGCGGACGGCUACCCAACGUCACUGGAUAAGAUCACUGAGACGCAGCUGGAAAAGUUCAUACCCUUCAUGGUGCAUUGUUCGUUGGGAUACGUCUCUAUCCCACCGAUGACGGACUUUAACAAGCCACCUUGGUGGCCAAAAGAUUUAGAGUUCACAAAACCAUUCAGUAGGCCAAAAUCGUUCACCGGGGAUUGGUUGCUAAAGAUGCGAGAGCUGGUGGUAGCAUGUUACGAUUCCCACGAUAACAUUUAUUUACUACGGUACUGUGCUGAUCUGGCAAAGUUCCAGCCGACGGCGUUGCGGUUCAUUAACAACUACAACUCUACGACGUCUCUGUUUGAGCGUUCUUCGAACAAGUUGUUGGUUACGUUUCGCAAUGAAAAUAUGUUGUACGACCAGGAACGAAAGAUUAAAAGUCGCAAGUGCCUUCUACCGAAGCCAUCGAACUCCCAAACUUGCUUAGUUUCGCAGGAGGAAAUGGUCAUGUCAGAAUGCUUCGAUAUUUAUCUCUGCGACAACUGUGAUGCCGAACUAUACUCCGAAGGUGCAAUGGCGGAGCACGAGCGUGUCUGCCAUGCGGAACAAUGCAAUGCGGAGUUUGCAGAGAUUAGUGACGACGAUGACGACGUUAUCUUCUGUGGCGCAGUGCUGGAGGAUGAGGCCAAUGAGCAAAAAAUGGUCUCGUUUCUGUCGCAGAACUUUAUGCUGCGAUGUACCAACACGACGGGAUCGUCGAUCACCAACGCACAUCAGUCAGUGGCCAAGCCUGGUAGCAAUAGUACCGAGAUCGAAUGUGGAACAGCAGAGGGUAGCUCCGAAGGAAAGCAUCACCGUAUGCCUAGGCGCUCUCGUCAGGUUGUUACACUGGCCAAAUGUACACAAAUUCCGCUCUCCUCACCGCUGGGUUUGUUUAUGUUGAAAACUUCCAAAAUCAUUACCACACCUGAAUAUUUACUCGAGCGGUUCGAUCGUAUGGAACGGUUUUGCAUUGCACCGGCCCUCCCGGCUGGCGUAACCUAUCCGUUGCGGCCAGGUCUGAAAAGCGGUGGUUUGCAGGAAGCUUUAUCUGCCCAAGAUCGACGGUUACCCAAAUGGAUGUGCGGUAAGAUGAAAACAGGCAACGGACCGAACGGAUGUCCUGUUACGUUCAAACGACUCGCAGACGAAUCUUUCGAACCGUCGCAACAUCAAUACAAAUUCCCUCGGCGCCAGUUUUCCAACAAGCAUCGAGUAGCAAACUUUCUGUUCUACAACAAGCUACUGCUGCAACGUUGCCAACCGUUUACGGUGUGCAUGAAAAGACUGACACCUGCUGAAGUGCAGGAACUUUCCCUUCUGCCCGGAAUCGAACGAGAGCAGAGGGAAGCGGAGGAAGCUGCCAUGUUGGAAUGGCAACGGCGGAAAGAGAUUGCUGAAAUUGCAGAAAGUGCAAUGGUUAUAGACAGCAUUGAUCUUUGCUCUUCCGAUGAAGAAAUCGAAACAUUUCUGGUCGAAGGUGACGAAGAACAAAAUACGCCACCGCAGGAAAGCAGUAAACGUUCCUUGAGCAGCGCUUACAUCGCGCAUGACGAUAUCGAAACGAUCGUGUUGCAUAUGGACGACAGUAUGGGCAGUGAUACGAAUGAAUUCACGAAUACUAGUUUUUAUGGCAAUUCUUCUCCACAGCAAAAGCAUAAUUCUAGCAAUGUACAUUCAGAAAUGGACAUACCGAAGUUUGCAAAAAAGUCAUUUAUCGGCACUAUGCUCAGUGAAAGUACGUACCGCUUAAAUCAAUCACUUCCGGCGGGACAUAACAAGGGAAAACUCAUAGAAGGUGCACGUCAACGACUUACCGCACAGUUGUACCUGUACCCGAACUGUAGCCAGGCGGCUGUUAGUAUGGUGGAUGAUGCGCAGUUUCCCAACGAGAAUCGUUUGGUUGCCCGUAAGGGUACCAGUUUACCGCUGAAGGAAAAUUUGGUAAACGGCUUCGGUAGUGCCGGUGGUGGUGGUUGUGCCAAUAGCGCUAAUGGCGAUAGUUUGCUAGUAGGCACUGGUGGUCAAUAUGUUGCUACUCCCGUACCGGUAGCGAUCCAACCACGCACUGUACUGGGUACGGGGCCUACCACCAAAGGGCAUGAAAUAAUCGGUUCCAUUCCAGUUUCGUUCGGCGGCAGUGGCAACAGUCUACACUCGCGAACAAGCGCUUCCGUUGUACAGACGCUCACGGCCGCCAGUUACGUUACUCAAGCGGUACACACUCACGCAUCGAUAAAUCACAACAACAGUCCGAGUACGGCAGCUCUAUCGGGCACAACCGUAGCCAAUCUCCAGCAAAAUUAAUUACCAUAAAGAUAGUAAAUAUAGGAACUGUUCGUAAAUAUCUAUUUAGCAAUACGUUUCCUACAAUCUGAUCAACUUAUGCGUUUCUCAUCCAGAAAAUUUCGACCGUUU
This is a messenger RNA of Anopheles funestus (African malaria mosquito), 2986 nucleotides long. RefSeq lists its product as uncharacterized. The transcript has 5 exons. NCBI's taxonomy places the organism in Eukaryota, Metazoa, Arthropoda, Insecta, Diptera, Culicidae. Gene Ontology annotation, cellular component: nucleus. Gene Ontology annotation, biological process: regulation of transcription by RNA polymerase II. Bases 482 to 2875 code for a protein of 797 amino acids. The record is from RefSeq and is a predicted model, not a curated record. Gene Ontology annotation, molecular function: RNA polymerase II cis-regulatory region sequence-specific DNA binding; DNA-binding transcription factor activity, RNA polymerase II-specific.